Molecule: messenger RNA, 5205 nt
Organism: Heterobilharzia americana
Lineage: Eukaryota; Metazoa; Platyhelminthes; Trematoda; Strigeidida; Schistosomatidae
Source: the annotation of a GenBank genome assembly
AUGGAUAAACGUGAACUCUUACGGGAAGGUACCAGACGUACUUUGGAUGAUGCAGCUAAAGAAAGGAGACAGAGAAAAACUCUUAGUCUUCUUGAACAAGAUAAUCAUAUUGAAGAACCACAGUCUGAUGUGAAAGGGACUAAAAAACCACAAUUUGGAGAUGAGGAUGAAGAUAAUACAGUCAAUGCUAAACGCCGUAAAAAGCGACGCAUAUCAAAUAUCCGUGCACGCUGUAGAAAAACAUUCGAGAUUUUAUUGGAUGAAGAGUACCAAGCAACAAAAGGAGGAACUACUGGUGCUUGCUAUUUUACCGCCGCUGCUCCUCCUAGCAGUCCUGUUAGUGGUUUUUUAGGCAGAUUACGAACGGCGCCUCAAGGUACACUGGAUAUAUUAAGAGCUGUACGACUUGGUGAACAAGCUUAUGUACAAACUUCACUUGGUCGAUGUCGCCAGAGUUUAAAUGACUUGGAGACAUCAUCAAACAAUGAGGAAAGACAAGUGGCUUAUUCCGUACCUCGAGGAUUGAGUCUUUAUGUUGAAGGCCGAACUUUAGUUCUUGAUUCUUUUCCACCUGAUCUUUCAAUUUUGUUCACUGUGCGACUGGAAUCUGAUCUGGAAAAUGAGUUAUUCACUUUGUUUGAUCGUCAUGGACGAAUGAUUUUACGCUUAACAUUUGGUACACAUAUACAACUUGAGUAUCUAUCAAAAGAAUCACAACUUGAUCAACUUCUUAACACUCAUCCACGUGAUUUUAAGGCAUAUUCAGGAAAAAUAUUGGAGAAAGCAAUUUUCAAAACUCAUCUCAAUGAUGGAUUAUGGCAUCGUGUAGCAGUCAGUAUUGGUACCACAACUGCAAGAUUAUUGGUCGAUUGUAAACAACGCGAAUCGGUACACUAUAAUCGUUCAUCAGCAAGCAUUGAUAACAGGGGUCGAAUACAAAUAUUAAAAGAUGGAAUUCAUGGUUUCAUUGAAGAUUUUUAUAUCCUUCCUGGAGAAGAAGGUGCUGCUAAACAAUGCGAUAUAUAUUCACCUGAUUGCUUUGAAGAUCAAAUGAUGGGUGAUGAAGGUGAUAAGGAAACUGAUCCAAUGCAAGGUCCAACAGGUUCUAUGGGUGACAGUGGUCCACCAGGGGAUAAAGGUGAACCAGGUCUAAAUGGUUCUUCAGCAGCCGUCGGAGAACCUGGUUCACCUGGUCCUAUGGGUUCACUGUUCGUGAUUCCUUUGAAUCUUGGUAUUGGCAGUAGUAGUUUUGCACGUGCUACUACAUUUCGAGACUUACUUCAAAAGCAUUUGCUGUCUCUAAAGGGUGUGCGUGGUUCUCGAGGGAUAACUGGUGGCACUGGCCCUGAAGGAAUGCCUGGAGAGCCUGGUGCUAAAGGAGAAGUUGGACACCCAGGUGACACAGGAUAUCAAGGACCUCGCGGACCAAUGGGGCCACCCGGGCGUCAAGGUUCAAGUGGACCUCCAGGACUGGAUGGUAGUCGUGGUGAACCUGGCCCAUCUGGACCAAAAGGAGAAGAUGGGCGCCCUGGAGAUUCUGGACUUAUGGGUCUUAAAGGAGAUAAGGGAGAAUUGGGACCACCCGGUCCCAAAGGUGAUCAAGGUUUGCCUGGUGAAGAAGGUCCACGUGGGCCUCCUGGAGAUAUAGGAGAUCAAGGAGACCCAGGUCUACCUGGUAUGCGUGGCCCUAUGGGUCAACCUGGUCCACAAGGUCCAAGGGGUAAACCAGGAAACCAAGGCCCACGGGGACGUAAAGGUGAAAUUGGAGAGCCUGGUCUACCCGGAUUACCAGGUCCUGCAGGACCCACUGGAACCUCUGGGCCAGAAGGAAUGGCUGGUCCUCGUGGUCCAACUGGAGUUGCUGGUCAAAGAGGACGCCCUGGUCCGUCGGGCGUUCCGGGUACUGAUGGUCUACCAGGAUUUCCAGGUCCAAAGGGAGAUGCUGGUCCUAAAGGAGAUACUGGUCCACAUGGACAAAAGGGUGAUACAGGCAUUCAAGGACCAAGAGGUUAUAAGGGUGAACGUGGUCGACCUGGUCCCUUUGGUGUGAAAGGGGAAAAUGGGAAAACGGGACCUGGAGGAGUACCUGGUGAUUCAGGCCCAAAAGGAGUCAAAGGAGACAUUGGUGUCUCCGGUCCUGUCGGAGCACCGGGUGUUGUAGGCAUGAAAGGUGACCCUGGUCCACCAGGUCCAGUCGGGAACAGAGGAGAUCUGGGAGUUAAGGGUCUUCCUGGUGCGAUUGGCCCGCCUGGUCCACCUGGUCCAGAUGGCGAGAGAGGUCCACCAGGUUUAACUGGCAGGCGUGGUCGUGGAGGUGACAAAGGCGAUAUGGGACCUCCAGGCUCACCUGGAGAAACAGGACAACAAGGUCAAAGAGGAGCUCCUGGACCUCGUGGUCCUCCUGGAAGGGUUGGACCGCCAGGCCUUAAAGGAGAUGUUGGUCCAGUUGGACCAGUUGGAUCAGUUGGUCCGAUUGGAGAACAAGGUCUACAAGGCCCUGUAGGACCACCUGGACCGGUUGGACCACCAGGUGCAGCUGGAAGAGAAGGCCCUAUUGGAUUUCCAGGACCACGUGGGGAACCAGGUGAACGUGGACCAGCUGGACAACCGGGCAGUCUUGGCAAUACUGGACCACCAGGACCUACAGGUGAUCCAGGACCUGAAGGCCAACAAGGUCCAGUAGGACCAACUGGUCCCACUGGUGAUCCUGGUAAAGAUGGAAUGCCAGGACGUGAUGGUGCCCCUGGUUCUAAAGGCGUAAGAGGUUCACCAGGUGUACUGGGUAACCAAGGUGUCCGAGGUUUCCCAGGAUUGGAUGGAAUGCCAGGUCGACCUGGACCAGCUGGAGUGAAAGGUGAAAUUGGACCCGAUGGCGAAGUAGGUACAAUCGGAGACAAAGGUUAUCAAGGUGAUGCAGGUAUCAUGGGUCCUACUGGUCCAACAGGUCCAGUGGGUGCAAGAGGACCUCCAGGCCCAGUUGGAGUGAAAGGUCUAACAGGUGAAGAUGGUCCUUUAGGUUUAGUAGGAUCUGCUGGACCAAGAGGACCGACUGGCCGUGACAAGGGUUCACCAGGACCCGCCGGACCAAAAGGAGAUAAAGGAGGAGUCGGUAUACGUGGACCUUUUGGACCUCUUGGAAGCCCAGGUUUACCCGGAAUCCAAGGUCCACCAGGUCUUCCUGGACAAGCUGGUGAGGAAGGGCCUGAAGGAUUAGUUGGUCCAGAGGGUUCGAGAGGUUUACCAGGAUCUCCAGGAGCACCUGGGAUGGUUGGUGUAACAGGCCUCCCGGGAUUACCAGGUGAAAAAGGAGAUCAAGGAUCACAAGGUCCUAUGGGUCGUCGUGGUUUAACUGGAACAGUUGGAGUUCCUGGACCAGCUGGUCAACCGGGAAAUGUCGGCCCACCUGGUCCAGUUGGACAGCAGGGUGAGAGAGGCACGCAAGGAGAGGAUGGUCCACAGGGACCACAAGGUGUGGAAGGAAGUCCGGGAGUACAAGGACCGCUUGGACCAAAGGGUCAAGAAGGACCACGCGGACCACAAGGUCCACCAGGUGACAUGGGGAUACCGGGGCCAGAAGGACCAAAGGGAGAACUGGGUCCCUUAGGACUUCCAGGAUCCCAAGGACCAACAGGACCUCCAGGACCGAAAGGUGUUCAAGGGCCAGUUGGAGAAGAUGGAGCACCUGGACCACAAGGUCCUAUUGGUAAACAAGGUUUAAGGGGAUUACCAGGACCACUUGGACCAUCCGGUCCACCUGGUAUGACUGGCCCACAAGGACGCACUGGACCUCAAGGCCCUAAAGGUGUAAAGGGAGAGACAGGCGAACAAGGUAUACCCGGUGAACCAGGACGUGUUGGGCCAGUGGGAUCCCCUGGACCUCCAGGGUCCUUAGGCAGCCCAGGUCAACAAGGAAUAUCGGGGGUAAUAGGAAAACAAGGUAAAACAGGAGAACGAGGACCAGAAGGUCUACAGGGUAAACAGGGUGAAUCUGGCAUACAAGGAGAUCGUGGUCCAAAAGGUAGUAAAGGUACAUAUGGUCCAGUUGGUCCUAUGGGUCCGCCUGGGCCUAAAGGUGAACAAGGAAUUCCUGGACUGGAAGGUGUGCGUGGAGUGGUUGGUCUUAAAGGGGAAAGGGGUCCUGUUGGUCCGGUAGGUGAUCCAGGACCACCAGGUCCCCCUGGACCAAUAGGUCCAGAAGGUCCAGCAGGACAUACUGGACCACCAGGACAACCAGGUGUUCCAGGUCAGAAAGGCUCCUCUGGUCCUGCUGGACCACCUGGACCUCCAGGUCCAAUCAAAGUUUUAGAUAUGAGUGAAGGUUACUAUCGAUUCGAGGACACACCUAGAGUUAGACGUAGUAUUUCAGAUGCUUUAAACUUGAAUUCACAUUAUUCAAAACAAGAUCCAGAUGAAAGUAUCACACCGAACACGCUACCAUCAGUCGGUGCAGUUCUACGACGUAUAUAUGCAAGAAUUGAAAGUUUGGAGGCGUCUAUGAAUAGUUUUGAACGUCCUAUGGGUACACAACAAAAUCCAGCUAGACACUGUCGUGAUAUAUUUGAAGCAGCCGAGUUUCCAGAGACUUUAAAAUCUGGUGUUUACUGGAUUGAUCCAAAUCUUGGCUCUCCAACUGAUGCCUUUAUAGUUGAGUGCAGAUUUCAGAAUAAAGGAAAUGUUGCAGAAACAUGUAUCAAACCAACUGAAGAUACUAAAACACAACCUCUUACUAAUUUCGUCAAGACGAAUAAUUCAGAAGAUUGGUGGAUUUCACAUUUGAAACUACAGAAACGUAACGCAUCAAUCUAUAAAAAUCAGUUGUAUUAUGCACCGAUAAAUCAACUUCGUUAUCUACAAUUAUUGCAUUCAAAAGCUGAACAAAUUCUCACUUUCACAUGUCGUAAUGCACCAGUUUAUUUUGAUGUGAAAAAUCAGAAUUAUAAAAAUGCUAUUGUAGUUAAAUUAUUUGAUGAACAUGUAAUUGAUACAUAUGAAGAUCGUCGCAAACGUGCAGUUGGCGGUGGCGUUCUGUUAGAUGUCAAAGUUAAGGAUGAAUGUAUGGAACGAAGUAAACAAAAAGCCAGUAGUGUAUUUGAAUUCGUAGCACGUAAACCGAAUCUACUCCCAUUAAUAGAUAUACAAUUAAAAGAGUUUGGUGAAAGUGAUCAAGAAAUAGGUUACUACAUGGAUGCUGUUUGUUUCAGUUAA